AUGAUCAAUUUAGCAGCCAGUGUUCGAAUUGUAAGUGAUUUUUCUGGUCGGAGGUUUUUUCCGGCAUUUUUUUUUGGUUUUUAGGUCGUUUUAGGUCAGGAGUAAUAGAAAUGAUGGAUAAAAAAUGGCGUAUUUCAUCACCUAAAAAUUCCAAAUGAACGAAAUUUGUAGUUCAAGAUGUGAGACUGGAGUUGACAAUAUGGGCUUUUGUUUGGCAGCAAUUUUUCCGUUAAAAUCGUAAUUUUUGGCGGAAAAUGUCAUGUUGAACAUGAUGAAUGGAAAAAAUGGGAAAUUUCGUCAUUGAAUAUGGUGGAAAUGGGUUUGUGAGGUAUAGGGACUCGCAAACUAACUUUAAAAUACAACGUUGACUUCUCUCCGCAUAUAUUUUUGUUAAAAAUUAAGGUUUUUUGAGGUGAUGUCGUCGGAAUCAUGGAGAAGAUCAAAAUUUGCGAUUUUUUUCGUCGAAUCUUCAAAAAAAACUCUAGUAUUUUCUUUUAGGAAGAGCAAUUUGCCUCGACAGUACCGGAAAUCCUCCUUCCAGUCGCGCAGCCCGACGCUUCGAACCUAUCUCAGUGGAUUGUUAGAGCUGAAGCUCUCUCAAAUUUGUUUCAAUCCCUAGUCACUUCGAAUUCCAACGUCUUCUGGUCCACGAUAUGUCUUCGUCCGGUGAUUCUCAGAGAGAUCGACCACACUUUGGCCAACUUCCCAUUCUUCGAAGACCUCGAGGACGGAUCGAUUUUGCGAAGAGCGGGUCAAACCAAGAAAAUUGUGAAUAUUUUCCAAAAUUUGUGGAUUGUUUUUGUCCGAUUGACUGUGAAUUGGGAGUCUGAGGUGAGUCUUUACUUUUUUGAGCUUUUUUUUGUUUUUAGAAUCGACAUUUUUAUAUUAACUUACCUUAUUCAAGGGUGUUUCCGAAGAAGAAUAUAAAAAUAAAGCUGCGGAACACAAAAUCAUCACGCUGGAAAGGCUGAGGCUGGCUUCUGGAUUGUUCAGCAAGAAUUUCCCGGAGGUGAUGAAAAGAAUCAUCGCAAGAAUUCGCAAAAUUUUACCAAGUUUGUUCAAUUCUGUGCAAAAAGAUCUGGAGGAGUUUCAAAAUGUAAAAAUUUUUUAAAAAUCUGUUUUGUUAGCUCUUUAAUGAGCAUGAAAGAUCAUUUUAGUAACAUUAAAUUAACUUUCAGCACCUCCAAACCUUGUCCAUUGAGGUCCGCUCAACUCAUAAUCGGAUCUCAACUCAUGAACCCCGAAAAACCGAAAAUGUUUUGGAGUUUCUGGCGACAUUGGAAGGUUAUCGACGCAGAAUUUUUUCUUGGUCUGAAUUUCUCAGGUUCUUCCCGGAAAUUCGAUGUUCCGAGGAAAUGGCGGGCAUUAUUGCUGAGGCUUCCCAAGUCAUCGAUGAGUCAUUAAACUCGAGAAUUGUGAUGAAUUUGGGCGCGGAGUCGCAGGAAAUCGCAAUGUAAGUGGUUUUGAGCUACUUCGGAGGGAUUUGUGACAAGAAUUUGAAAAAAAAAAUUAUUUUUUUGACAAGAUUACCUUAUUUUUGAUGAUUUUGGAUAAUAUUUAGGAUUUUUUUGAUGAGUACUUGUGUUUUUUUUGCAUUUUUACUACUAAUUUUUAAUAAUAAUCUGCAUUUUCAGCUCUCUAACCCGUCAAAAAGCCGCCGUUCUCCAAGCCCUGACCCAUCUUUUUGUCCGGUUUUACGAACGAUCCGAUGAAACCGAACGAAUCGAACUUUUAUUUGGCCUACGCGAUCAGUCAACGUAUGUUUCGAUGGCUUGAUUUUUAUCGGAUUUUUUUCGCUCCGUUCGCAAAGUUGCUGGAGUGAUUUUCGGCGACAUGCACUGUGCAGAAAAAGUCAGGGUGCGGGCGACAACCCAAAAAAGCCGAUUGCACAGUGCAAAAAACCGAAAAUUGCACAGUGCAAAGUGAAAUUUUGUUUUCGCGACAUGCAUUGUGCGAAAACAAAAGUUCACCUUGCACUGUGCAGUUUCUUGCUUUUCGCACCGUGCAAAAGGCUUUUUCGGGCUGUCGCGCGCACCUUGAUUUUUUUCUGCACCGUGCAUGUCGCCGAAAUUAUCGGUCUGUCGGGAAAAAAACGGCGAUCGUCGCGCCUCCGAAUCGCCCAUCAUCGCUUUGCGACUGCAAGCCGCGGCUUGGGAUUUGGUGCGCGACAGCGGCGAGGCGAGACAUUUUGAUGCGACGAUCCGCCGUUAUUUUUCCGACAGACUGAUACAUCAGCGACCAUCGCUUUUUCAAAAGUGCGUAGGCUUUUUUCGGCCUGUUUUCGCACCGCACAGUGCAAGUUGCGCGACGUUAUCCUUUUCGAAAAAUUUCGCACUGUGCAAUUUCUUUUCGCUCCGCCCAAAAUCGCGAUUUUUUUCCUUAUGCUUUUUUAAUUUUUAAUUCGAAAUUUUAUAAUUUACCCCCUUUCAGGCUCCUUUGCCGACUUGAAGAUCGUCUCAAAAUCAAGGACAAACUGCCAUAUCUAAUCGAGAAGUCCCAAAUGCCCGAUCACGGCGCAAUUAUCAAACGAGAAAUCGACAAAGCCAUGGAAAAGAAGUCCAGAGAGGUGGUGGAAAAUCUCGAAAAUUCGGGGAUGUUGGCUCAUCUCGGCGAUUUCAUAAACCCAGUAGUUCAGGAGAAUGUGGGAACGCUGAAGGAUAUUGUUCCAUAUUCGACCGAAUUUUUGCAUGUAUGUUGGGAAAGGGAGGGCUUUUUGAAUACGAAGAGGCCCUGGGGGUUAAUCAAAUCGUAUAAAAUUACAGUACAGCCUCUGCGCAACGAAUCGCAAUGGGCAAAAAGAUUUGUUUGUUAUAGAAGGGAUUUGUUCUAUGGCCGUUCAUUUUUGGCCUGAAAUUGCCUCUUAACACCGCAAAAAAUGUUCGUUAUAUAAAGGUUUUGUGGUAUGGCAUGUAUGUUGGAAAGGGAGGGCUUUUUGAAUAAGAAGGGGCCCUGGGGUUGAUCAAAUUGUAUAAAAUAACAGUGCAACCUCUGCACAACGAAUUAAAAAUGACUAAAAGAUUUGUUUGUUAUAGAAGGGUGUCGCUAUAUGGCCGUUCAUUUUUGGCCUGAAAUUGCCUCUUAAGACCGCUAAAAGUGUUCGUUAUAUAAAGUUUUUGUGGUAUUGCAUGUAUGUUGGGAAACAGAAGGCUUUUAGGAUACGAAGGGGACCUUGAGGGAUUCGUUAAAUCGUAUAAAAUUACUGUGCAGCCUCUGCACAACGAAUCGCAAUGGACUAAAGAUUUGUUUGUUAUAGAAAGGCUUCGUUAUAUGGACGUUCAUUUUUGGCGUAAAAUUGCCUCUUGAGACCUCUAAAAUUGUUUGCUAUAGAAAGGUUUUGUUGUAUUGGAGUGGGUUGUGGAGGAUCCUUAUUGUGAUAACUCUGCACAACCACUCCCGUACACCAAAAAAAAGAACGGUUUUAGAGAUCUCAAGAGGCAAUUUCAGACCAAAAAUUAACGUCCAUACAACGAAACCCCUUUAUAACAAACUCAUCUUUUAGUCCUCUGCGAUUCGUUGUGCUGAGGCUUCACUGUAAUUUUAUACGAUUUAGCGAACCCCUCAAGGUUCCCUUCGUAUUCUAAAAGCCCUCCGUUUUCCAACAUGUAUGCCAUAUAACGAAACCUCUCUAUAACUGAGGUUUCGUAAUGUUUUUUGUUUUUGUCCCUUGCGAUUCGUUGCACAGAGUCGACGAAUUUUUUCAACGGUUGUAUUUUUUUCAGCUAGUCUUCCGUCAUUAUGGGUAUGAUUUGGAGAAAUCAAUUGCUGCUUUAAUGGAGCCUGACCAGAAUUUGCCUUUCAAUUUGAGACUUUUACUCAAAGAUUCAAGCAAUUUGAAAGCCGCCAAGCCCUCGCAAAGACAGCAGAUCAACUUGAAGGAGAUUUAUGAACAAGGUGAAUAUAAAUUUUAAGAUUUUUGGAAAUUUGAAAAAAAAAGUUUUUUUGAAAAAUUAUUUUUUUUUUUGAAAAAUUUAUUUUUUUUUUGAAAAAUUAAUGUUUUUUCCAGACAGUGAAGCCGACUCCGACCACGAGGACGACGCUGACGCCGCUCAAAAAGCCCAAAACAUUGAUAUCGUCCAACUCCUGACCGGCCCCGUCUCUUCCAAGGCUCCGCUUGGCCCAGUUUUAACUGAAAAGGAGAUAAAACAACGGAAAAUUGAGGAAAAAUUAAAUAAGCUGAUGAAAACCUCCGGCGAUCUGUUCAACUUGCGGCAUCUUCAUGGAGUCGUCGAAAAAAUGCAACAGAUAAAGUCGGAUCAAAAAAUUACCGUCAACGUGGGUGGCAAGGAGUUUGCCAAGUUCAGGAAAGGAGCGUAAGUGGAAUGGAGAGGGUUUUUAGUGGUGGAAAGGAUUUUUUUAUUUGAAAAAGGCCUUUCGAGCGGAAAAAUUAUGAUUUUUGGAAUAAUUAGGAAUGUUAGCGGACUUUGCGAUGAUUUUUUUUCAAGUUUUUACUAUAAAAAAUUUCCAGUUAAUACAGCGGCGGAGCUGAUCCAACGGCAAACUUUUUCUCAUUUUUCAGCUCCAAAAUUUAAACCGUUGAAUACCUAGGCUCUACGUGAAAACGGGGACUAUAAUUUUCAGGAAUUGAUAUGCAGUGGCUGACCUGAUCCAGUGGCAGAAAACGUACCAUUUUGCAUCCGGGAAGUAUUGAAAAUGCAACAAAAUGCCUCCCUCUCCACGUGAAAAAAACUUCUGUUUGAAGGCUUCUCUCACAAAAAGAGCGGGCGCGCUUUUGAAAUCGUAGUUUUUUCACUUGGAUAGGGAAGCAUUUUGCCAUGUUUUUAAUACUUCCCGGAAACAAAAUGGCACGUUUUUUGCCACUGAACCAGGUCCGCUACUCUGAUGCUUAAAAUUUUUAAAAAUCUCACAUUUUUCUUAUAAAUUUUUUUUUCGGUAUUAAAAUUUCUCAUUAGAGAGGUGUUUUUAAAGGGUCAUGUUGAAAUUUUUAUUUUGCAGAAUUGACGAUGAACUGGAUGAAGCGGAUCGAACCGCAAUUAAAGAGAAAUCAACCGCGUACAAGUACGAACUUAGCGAUGAAGACGAUGAGGAUGGCCGCUAUGAUCUGGACGCCAAGUUUCGCGACGAAGUUGGGGCGUCCGGACGGUUUAAUCGGGGCGAAGUUGUGGCAGUCUCUACCAGGCAUUUUGUUGAUGAAGAAGAUGAAUAUGACGACUCGUAUGAUGAUGUGAAAAUCGCGGUGGACGAGAAUGCCAGGUAAUUUGGCCAUUUAGAAGGGAUUCAGAGAGAUUUUGAAAAAAAAAUCCAAAAAAGAAGUCAUGAUGACAUUUUAAAAUUGGAUUUUUUUUUGAUAUUUUGUUUGGUUUUGUGGAUUCUAGAGGCAUUCUAGAGGAUGUAAAAAAUAUUUUUAAGAGUGAAAGUCUUUGUCUGGCGACAAAAAACGAGAUUUUUCCCCAAAAUUUUCGAAAAAUUGGAAUUUUCAAAAUUUUUUUCUAUUUUUUUUCUUUCAGAAUCCCGGAAGAACGCCAUAAAGCUUCGGAAUAUGGGUACGAAGGAACGCAAGCCAGUGGUCCCGCCGGCGGUUAUGCCGAAGAACACGAACGCCGUCAAAAGUUGAACAAGUACAAUAUCCCCGAAUUAAACCGACCAAAUGCGAACCGUCCCCCGGAAAAAGCCCCCAAAAUUUAUGUGGCAAGGCCCCCGAGAACGGAUCAGAAACAGCAGAGUCAAGCCGGACCUUCAGGCAAUCCACAGCCGAGGUCCCAAAAAACGAGCGCUUUCCAGCCGACCGCCGCGACUUCGGCCACCAAAAAGGACGGAUAUACGGGCGGGAAACAGCGAUUGAACAAGGAGAGGAACAAGAAUAAGCACAAGCAAAGAGGUGCUGACAAGAAAAUGGCCCGAGCUAAUCCGUUUUGA
Messenger RNA from Bursaphelenchus xylophilus (pine wood nematode), 5874 nucleotides. Lineage: Eukaryota; Metazoa; Nematoda; Chromadorea; Rhabditida; Aphelenchoididae. The record is from the annotation of a GenBank genome assembly.